UCGGUUGUGUAUGUUUUUAAAACAAAAAUUUCAUAAUUAAAUUUUUGUUUGUUAAAAAAGAAAAAAAUUUUGCAGUACAUUAAAUCAUUUUUUUUUAACUCUUUUUAAGCACGUAAACGGUUCCGCGUUUUUUUCUUUUUCUUUUUAUUAAUUUAAUUCCUAAUCUUUAAAUGUUUUUAUCAAAAGCACCUUAAAAAUAAAAGAAAAAAGUGAAAAAAUAAAAGUUUAAUUCUAAAAAAAAAAAAAAAUUAUCAAAAAAAAAAAAAAAAUUGUUAAAAAAUAGUUGCUAAAAUUAAAAUAAUUUGUAAAAAAAAGAGAAGUGAAAUACAAAAAAGAAGAAGAGAGAGAAAAAAAAAAUUUUUUUUUUUUUUAAUUAAAUAAAAAAUAAUUUCCAGUUUUGCAAUAAUUAAUCAAAAGAGAAGAGCAGGUUUAACCCGUAGUUUUUUUUUUUUAAUUUAAAAUUUUUUAUCAAAGCGAUUUUGUAUUUGUUUGUUUGUUUUUAUUGUUUUUUUCUUCAUUAUUAUUUUUACAUAAUUUAUGCAAAUGUGACAAAUUGUACAAAGUUUGGUUUUAUUUUUUUUUUUAAAUUUAAAAUAUCAAAGCAUAGUGAGUGUGUGAAAGAAAAAAAGAAAAGAAAACGCGAAAAAAGAGUAUAAAAAAAAAGAAAGAGAAAGAAAUAUAUAAAAAAAAUUAUGUGUUAGUUAAAAAAAAAAGAGAAAAAGAGAAAAAAUAAUAAUAAUAAUAAUUUUUAAUUAUAAAAGUUAUAUAAUUGUUAACGUCUUUUAAAAAAUCUAAAAAAAAAAAAAAUAGAAAAAAAAAAGGAAAACUUUUGCUUUCAUGAAAGUGUAAAGUUCAACGCAACCCUGCUAAACAAGAAUUUAAAAUAAAAAUUUCAAAAGAAUUUUAUAUUCGUUUUAUACGAAAAUUUCCGAGAGAUAAAUAGAAAAUAAUAAGAGAAUAACUUCGAUUUUCUUCCAAACAAAAAAAAAAUUUUGAUUAUUAUUACAAUAGCACUCCCCUGACAAGUUUGAGCUUAACUUAAAAAUGAAGGGUUGGUUCGACGCUUUUCGAGACGAUGGUGGACCUACACUAUAUUCAUUUUCAAAUCGAACGCCAGUAACUGGUGAUGUAUCAAUUGUAGCUGUGUCUGUCCUAUUUGCAACUAUUUAUUUAGCAUUUUUAGUAAUAUUUCCAGGUGUAAGAAAACAGAGAUUCACAACAUUUUCGACCGUGACUUUGAGUCUUUUUGUUGGGCUAGUCAUAUUUAUAACAAGAUUAGGAUCUUCAUGGCAUGUGGCAUCUACAACAAUUGUUGCACCAUAUAAAGCAUUUUCAAGAGAAAAAAUUGCAGCACGAAUCGGUACACAUAUAGGAUUAAUGCAUGUCAAUGUAACAUUAUCAGCUUUACAAAUUGGUAAUUGGACUGUACCUGAUAUCGAUUAUAAUGAACGUUUUGGUUGGGAAGGUGCUACCGAUAUGAAAGCAAAUUAUCAUGAAGCAUUAAAACGUGGUUUACCAUAUCCAAUAUUAACGGUAGCUGAAUAUUUUAGUUUAGGACGUGAAGGUUUCUCAUGGGGUGGACAAUAUAGAGCUGCUGGUUAUUUUGCUAGUAUAUUAUUAUGGGCAUCGGUUGCAUCAUGGUUACUAAUGAAUUUAUUAUUAGUAGCUGUACCACGUUAUGGUGCAUAUAUGAAAGCAUUAACUGGUUUUUUAAUUGUAUGCACAAAUAUCGGUUAUUAUUUGUUAUUACCAAAACGUCCAUUAACCAUUUAUCUAGAAGGUGGUAAAUUGGAAUUUCGUUUGGGUUGGUGUUAUUGGUUACUAUUAGUUGCAGGCAUUCUAUGCUUUUCUGUUGGUAUUAUAAUAUCAGUUGUUGAUUUAGUAUGGCCGCAUACAUUUUCAACAGUAUUAGAAGUCUAUUAUGAUACACCAUAUGAUCGUCAUGUUAUUUUAGAAGAAUCACGUGAUGUUCGUUAUCGUAAACGUAAUAGCAAAAGUUUAGAAGAUCCACAUGGUGGUCUUGGUUCACGUAUAUUACGUAGAUUAUCAUCAAAAAAUAAAGAUAAUAAUAUGGCUGGCCCAAGUACUAGUUUAGAUAAUCGUAAUACAGCAUCAAGUAGCGGAAGUAGUAAUAAUACUGGUCAUGGUGGUGGUGGUGUUCGUUCAAGUAGUACAGGCUUUGAAAAUAAAGCAUUUCAAGGUGAUGUUCCUAAAUCUCCAUGGAGAUAUCCAUUUAGAAGAGCACAACAAAUUUUACCGCCAUCAAAUAGAAAUUUAAAAAGAACAAUAUCACAAGAUAGUGCAUCUAGUAUACAUUCAGCUAAUGUACAAAUAUCACCAAUGCAUAAACAAGCUUUAUCAAGAGUAUUACCAAAACCUCCACUUGAACGUACAAGAGAUAUGGUACAUUGGUGACAUAUACCUUAUUAUUAUUAUUACUAUAAUUAUUAUAAUCCCCAACCGAUAGAGUUUUAUAUAUAUCAUGAUAGAAAUCAAAAUUAUUUAUGAAAUGCGCACACACACACAAGCAAAUAUAAGUUUAGGAAUUAAAUUAAAAUACCUUUGAUGUAUAUUUUUUUUUUAUUUUGUUUUUUUUUUUUUUUAAAUAUUAUAAAUGUAAUAUGAAUAUCUUAACGAGUGAUUAAAAGCAAUUGUGAUAAUUAUAUAAGAUAUAAAAUACUAUGAAAAUUAUAAAAUUAAAGAAAUAAAAAAAAAACAUUGUAAUAAAUUUACUAACAAACCAUAAUAUCGAAAUUAUAGAAAUACUUUAUUAAUACACAAUUCAGCUU
Messenger RNA from Condylostylus longicornis, 2789 nucleotides. It is a transcript of the gene mol, whose product is annotated as dual oxidase maturation factor 1. Bases 1045 to 2415 code for a protein of 456 amino acids. Gene Ontology annotation, cellular component: endoplasmic reticulum membrane. Gene Ontology annotation, biological process: protein transport. Lineage: Eukaryota; Metazoa; Arthropoda; Insecta; Diptera; Dolichopodidae. The transcript has 8 exons. The record is from RefSeq and is a predicted model, not a curated record.